CGCUCGGGUAUAUUCAAAAUGUUAACACAACUUUUCGUUGUCGUAAUGGUGAAAGGCAUUUUUCUGAGACCACUUGAGGUAUGCGGCCAGAAUUCGUUAAGUCAAACAGAUAUUGUAUAUAAGAUUACUGAAUCUACACCAAAUAUAACUAAUCUACUAUCGGAUUUGAGUAUUUUUACAUCGAAUCCAAUAAAUUUACUCACUGGAAUCACUGAUGUUGUGCCAAAACCAGAAAUUCAAAAAUUAUGCGUCAUGAUCACAAAUCAACUGAUCAAGUACUAUGGUUAUAUAGAAGACAGCUUCAAAGUAACAACUUCCGAUGGCUACAUAUUGACGAUAUUCGUGUGCUACUCAAGUAAAUUUACAAUCAAUCAGCUUAAGGUGAUAUUUCUUCUACAUGGGAUGUUCGAUACAUCAGACACCUGGUGUAUGAAUAGGGGAAAUCAGUCUUUGGCAUAUUUUUUAGCCGACCAAGGUUUUAUGGUGUAUCUGUAUAAUGCACGCGGAAAUCGAUAUUCACGAAAUCAUGAAACUUAUAAUCCAAAUUUACCGGGUAAAUUUUGGGAGUUUUCGUUUGCUGAGAUGGCUAUUUAUGAUGUACCGGCCGUUAUUGAUGAAAUCAUUAAAAGAACAAAUAUUUCGAAAAUUGCAUGCGUUGGACAUUCACAAGGUGGCACAGUGCUAUUGAUUUUCGCAUCUCAAAAACCGGAGUACCACUCAAAGAUCAGUUCGUUCACUUUAUUGGCACCGUUUACAUUCAUGACUCACGUCGGAUUUCCCAUUAACGAUAUUCUUAGAUUCUUUCAACUAUUCACUGAUACGAGAAAUUUUGAAUUCGCACCAAACAGUUUGCCGCAACGAUUGCUGGCACCUUACUUAUGCCAAUUGGCAAAUGGUUCUUAUUGUAAUUUUGCGAUCAAUUUUGUGCUAGGACCAAGUGAAAAUCAAAGGAAUAAUAGUAUGCUUGGUGUUUAUAUUUGUCAUAUGCCCGGAGGAUUAUCAGUGAAUCAGUUGGUGCAUUUUGGCCAAUGGUUAGUAUAUAAUUAUAUGGGGCCUAUGAAACCCACAUUUACACAUCCAACACCCGGAGAUUAUCCCCUGGAUGACAUUAAGAUACCAAUUCAACUGUUUUAUUCGCGGAAUGAUCCUCAUACAAAUCCAAUUGAUAUUGAGAUAUUACAAUCGAAAUUACCCAACCAAAUGGAAAUACACGAAGUUUUGCAGUUUAAUCAUGUGGAUUUUCUUUGGAGUAUCAAUGCGAACACAUUAGUUUAUUCAAAAAUUGUGUCUUUCGCAUUGGGAAACAUGUGAAUUUUAUUA
Contarinia nasturtii (swede midge) is the source of this 1320-nucleotide messenger RNA. RefSeq names its product gastric triacylglycerol lipase-like. NCBI's taxonomy places the organism in Eukaryota, Metazoa, Arthropoda, Insecta, Diptera, Cecidomyiidae. Bases 19 to 1311 code for a protein of 430 amino acids. The transcript has 5 exons. The record is from RefSeq and is a predicted model, not a curated record. Gene Ontology annotation, molecular function: hydrolase activity, acting on ester bonds.